Messenger RNA from Desarmillaria tabescens, 1701 nucleotides. RefSeq lists its product as uncharacterized. Lineage: Eukaryota; Fungi; Basidiomycota; Agaricomycetes; Agaricales; Physalacriaceae. The coding region runs from base 161 to 1519 and encodes 452 amino acids. The record is from RefSeq and is a predicted model, not a curated record. The transcript has 2 exons.
UUGACGGGACGGACUCCCUCCGAAAGUUGAGACAUAAAUACGAAAAAACAAAGGUUCUGAUGCGGACCGCCACACAGAAAGUCAAGGCGACCCGUACUGAAGAUGAGCGGAAUAAGGAUUUUGAGGCCCUGCUAGUCAGCGAAAAUGAGCAACUUCUAUCAUGCGAAGAUACCGAGACGAGGUCGACCACCUGCGCAAACAACUUGCCAUAGUUAAUUCAUUCUUUGAUGAUGGACCCACCAAGGGAAAGGGAAAGCAGAGACCGAACCCUUUGCCGACUCCACCCCAAGACAUCUUCCAACUACCCGAAUACCAAAUGUUGAACAAUCAGCCAUCUUUACCCACGACCGCGGGCACUAGCCAUACCCAGCCUUAUCCUUCAGUAUCGUCGAAACUCUCGCAGGCGAUUCAGCAAGCGCAAAGUCAAUACGAUCCUGCUCUCGGAAGGCAGAACGUCAUUGUCGGUGGUGCUCAACCAGAAUCCCGUGUCACUAUCCCUCCGGAACAAGAGUGUCAUGAUGGGCCUUCUUUCCUAGGAGCGGGCAGGCUGAUCGGAUAUCUGCGAGGAGAUGAUGGUAGCUUCCAUCUUGGCCACUUCACGGAGCAAUCUCUUCCUCAAGCUGGACCCUCAAAGCACUCGAAUGCUUUACAGACCACUGCGUCGACGACGUCACUUUUGUCUACAAACUCCGGAGCAUCGUCUGAGGGGCGGCCUCAUCAACGCAGCAAUACCUUUCCUCGCGUCAGCUUCGACACCUCUGCUAACUCCUCCCAACGCAGUCCGGAAAAUCCUGUUUCGAAGACUCAAUCCAAUUCAUCAGUCACAGAUUCUCGAGCAGGGGGCCGUGGCAGUUCCCAGCAGAUUUCUGAAUCUACUGAGUCUCGUGCUAGAGCAAGGCCGCCUGAGCAGCCUCAAUCGUCCCAAAGUGGAUCGCAGCAGCGUAAUGCUAGGACAGGCGGAGCAACAACACGCAGGCGAAGUUUCAGCACCGGAAUACGAAUGCUUCUUCAAGACCAACCGCCUCCCUCGGCCUCAGACAACAUUUCUAUCGUGUCGUGGGGUACUUCAGCAAUUUCCGAUGGCAGCUCGUUGCGCAGCAUGAAUAUUCUAUCCUCCUUUGUUCCAGCUACUCCUGGUGCACCCGAGUCGUACGUCGUGCCUGUAGGAGACCCAAGCGCGUUCCUGCCUCUUCGAAAUCCAGCGCGCGAGGAAGAGGGUGGUGUUUUGUCGCCUUUAGAAGUUGAAUGGAUUCCUCAAACGAGGCCUGCCCCGCGCGGACGCCAUCGACGACUUUCUUCUGUCCCGAGUCUUCCUCCGGCUUCGCGAGCGACGGUCAGGCCCACGUCGGCGGAGGGCCUUGGUCGGAGGGGAUUGGUUGAUGAGACGGCAGAGGAAAACGAUAACGCGUUGGGUCUGGUGGAUUUAAGGAGGCGUGAGGACUCGCCGUUUAUUGCCCAGCCUACGCCGAUGGUGCCUGCAGCGCACUUUCUGAGGUCUUUCAGCCACCAUGCAGCGUAAAUUUUUCUCUUUUUCAUGUCCAGGACAUUCUCUGCAAGUCAUUUCUCGUGUUACCAUCGCUAUCACUCAAACACUAUCAUCGGGAACAUUCAGUCAGUCGCACAUCGCAUUGCUUUGUAUCUAUCGUUGUUUCCGCAUCAAAGGAAAAUAGUAAUACCCGCUCUAUCAUAUAUAUAAGUAGU